Molecule: messenger RNA, 1056 nt
Organism: Aspergillus ochraceoroseus IBT 24754
Lineage: Eukaryota; Fungi; Ascomycota; Eurotiomycetes; Eurotiales; Aspergillaceae
Exons: 2
Coding region: 1-1056 (351 amino acids)
Biological process (GO): mitochondrial respiratory chain complex I assembly
Cellular component (GO): mitochondrion
Molecular function (GO): S-adenosylmethionine-dependent methyltransferase activity
Source: RefSeq, a predicted model, not a curated record
AUGACCUCUUUGCGCCCUCUGCGCCCCAUCCUGCGCUCUUCUUGGGCUACAGCGACAGUGCGAACCUACGCCAGCCAAACACCAGGAAACCCAGUGCUGGAGAUCUUCAAUCGAAAGACAAAGCAUUUACAGAAGGACCGGGCGGCUCGAAAUGUCGAAGAAAGUCGAAAAGUAGACUAUAUCAAGGACGAGGUGGCUAUGCGGUUAUGUGAACGACUUCUGGAUAUAAAACGAACCUUCCCCAACGUCCUCGACCUCGGUGCCAAUAGCUGCAACAUCGCCCGGGCCCUCACAACCCCCAACCCAGACCCAACAACCCCAUCUUCGGCGCCAUUAUCAGACCGCAUCGGCAACCUCACCUGUGUCGAGACCUCGCAUGCGCUCCUUCACCGUGAUGCCGACCUCCCCUUCAACCAGUCCCUCUCUAUUACCCGCGAAGUCAUUCCAGACCUGGAGACGACCCUCCCCUACGAACCCAACAGCUUCGACGCCGUGCUCUCCUCCCUCUCGAUCCACUGGAUCAACGAUCUCCCGUCGCUCCUGGCGCAGGUCAACUCGAUUCUGAAACCAGACUGCCCCUUUAUCGCGGCCAUGUUCGGCGGCGACACCCUUUUCGAGCUGCGGACGUCGCUGCAACUCGCCGAUCUCGAGCGGCGCGGCGGUGUCUCGCCGCAUGUAUCCCCGCUCGCGGAUGUACGGGAUGUCGGCGGGCUGCUCAACAAGGCGGGAUUUAAGAUGCUUACGGUAGAUGUGGAGGAUAUUGUCGUGGAGUAUCCGGACACGUUUGCACUGAUGCAGGACCUGCAGGCGAUGGGGGAGAACAACGCAAUUUUGCACCGCGAGGCGGGCCCGAUAUCGAGGGACGUCUUGCUGGCGAAUGAAGCGAUCUAUCGCGAGUUGCAUAAGGAAGAAGAUUCGAGAGGCAUCCCCGCGACCUUUAGAUUGAUAUACAUGAUUGGGUGGAAAGAAGGGGAGGGACAGGCACAGCCGUUGGCUCGGGGAAGUGGACAGGUGAAUCUGAAGGAUCUACUGGGAGGGGGUGGAUUCGAUUCAUAA